Molecule: messenger RNA, 939 nt
Organism: Aspergillus oryzae RIB40
Lineage: Eukaryota; Fungi; Ascomycota; Eurotiomycetes; Eurotiales; Aspergillaceae
Exons: 2
Coding region: 1-939 (312 amino acids)
Source: RefSeq, a predicted model, not a curated record
AUGGAUCCGCCCCAGGAACUUGAUAUCUCAGCCUCUCUAUCCGAAACUGUUGAAACUCGCCGAGAGCAAGCGGGAGCAAAAGGUGCCCUUGCCAGAGGCUUACUAGCACUCCAAAACAGGAGCUCACAGCUACCCUCAUCGUCGGAACCCAGCCACAUGUCUGAAACUACCAUGGCUCCUGAGAGCAGAGGCGCAGAAGCAGCGCUUGGUGCUACCGAUACGAGCGCAAAGCCUCAAAACAAUCCUCAGGCAGGCCAUACGUUUACCGUGGUCGUCCCCGACCUUUCAUUCUAUGAGCUGGAUGAUGACCUCAACCCACCAAUGGAUAUUGCACAGGCUCUUUCAGGAUUUAUUCAAAAUGAGGCCUCUGAUCACCAGCUUCCGGUUAAUGACUUAGCAGUUGCUUCAUCGUUAUCGAUCCAGAUUGAAGAUGCUGAGCCUGGUCCCUCCACUAGGCCAGCUGAUCCAGAAUCCUUGGAGUGGCCAGACGAGAUGUUGGACUCCGUGAAUGAUAACGACACAUCAGAGUUCGAUGUAAUUAAGUCCUGGUUUAAAGGCCUUGUCAAUCCUACCAUGGAAGACGCAGUGAAAUACAAAGCCGCCAAGUUACAAGAAAAGGCAAGGGAAACAAGAGUAUCAAACAGAGAAGCACUUCAAUUACAGGAUGACGAGUACGACGAGUUUGUAGGGGAUGAGGAAAAUCCCGGCUUAUUCGUUACCCCCGAGCCCGCCCAAGAAAGUUCAUCUCAUGUGCAGCUACCAGAACAAAAUGAGUCUAAGCUCGCAGCAGAGCCCACAGAAGAACCGAAGAAAACAACGAGAAAGAAGAGGCAGAAUAAGAUAUCUGCUGAAGAGAAACGACGAAGCAUGCAGUUUGGACUUGACGUUGUUCUUGGCAAAGUAGACAAAAAAAAAGUCAGGAAAGAAGCGCAAGGCUAG